Molecule: messenger RNA, 6861 nt
Organism: Closterium sp. Naga37s-1
Lineage: Eukaryota; Viridiplantae; Streptophyta; Zygnematophyceae; Desmidiales; Closteriaceae
Source: the annotation of a GenBank genome assembly
AUGCCUCCCCCUUUCCGAUCCCUUGCCCGGUCCUCAGCGUCAACUUCUCUUGGGCAGUGCCCUCCCUGUUUUCCUCUCCCUUUCCCCCUGUCCUCCUCUCCCUUUCCCCCUGUCCUCCUCUCGUCCUCCUCUCCCUUUCCCCCUGUCCUCCUCUCCCUUUCCCCUUGUCCUCCUCUCCCUUUCCCCCUAUCCUCCUCUCCCUUUCCCCCUGUCCUCCUCUCCCUUUCCCCCUGUCCUCCUCUCCCUUUCCCCCUGUCCUCCUCUCCAUUUCCCCUGUCCUCCUCUCCAUUUCCCCCUGUCCUCCUCUCCAUUUCCCCCUGUCAUCCUCUCCCUUUCCCCCUGUCCUCCUCUCCCUUUCCCCCAGUCCUCCUCUCCAUUUCCCCCUGUCCUUCUCUCCCUUUCCCCCUGUCCUUCUCUCCCUUUCCCCCUGUCCUUCCCUCCCACCUUUCCUCCCCCUCUCUCACAUCCCUUCCCUUUCCUACUGUCCUCUCCCACCAUUCACGCUUCUCUCAGCCAUCCCUUUCCCCCCUCCCCUGCCCCUCGCCUUCCCCCACUACCGUCCCUUCCCUUUCCACUACAGAGGGGGAGGGGAGAGGACAGGUGGGUGGAGGAGAGGAUAGGGGGAGAGAGACGACAGGAGAGGAGGCACCGAGGGACCAGACAGGGCAGCAGCCAGCGCAGCAGCAGGGACCAGCCGGACGCACAGGCCGUACAGGCACCUCCUCCCGCAUCCCAGACCUCACCUGCCGCGACGUUGGGCAGACUUUGAUGGUUCUUGUGGAUGUCUCCAUAGCGGAUCCACAGCGGGAGGGGAACGUGCAGCUGGGACGGGCGACCCCCACACAGAUUGGAGUGGCAGCAGCUAGGCGGGUGCAGGAGAAGCUGCGUCACUGGGGGCCGCACUUAGAGGGGUUGCAGCCGGCACCACACUUUUACGCGUGCGUGGCUGAGACCUUUGGCCUACUGAGCGAGCCGUUGCGUCAGUUCCUGGGGCUCUGCGCGAAGAGGAUAGCACAGCGGAGGAGGGAUUGGGGAGGAGGGGAUGACGGAUCAGCACGGAUAUUUGAGACAGGACUCACUACACGUCUCUCCGUGGCACUGCAGCGCGCGCAGGCUCGAUGCAUCUUACAGCAUGCGGUGCGGCAGUUGGGGGGAUCCGACGACGGAUGGAUGCCCGCACCCGUCCCACUGGGUGCGGGGCAGGGUACCUGGAACCAUAUCACAGGGCUGCACAUGUCUUACCUUGCUCAGCCCAUUGUCGGUGCGACUGGGGAAGUCGGUCUUGAGCUUCCCCACCGCCCUCCGCGCACCUGCAAUCCCUCCGUCUCCGCGGAGCCGCGCGAGCCGUCAGGAGCAGCCUCAGAUUGUUUCCCCUCUCCCCGCGACCGCGCGUCUCCCGCGGACGUUGUUCCGCCGCUUCCUGGUCAGCUCCACCGCCACGAGUCCGCGCCGUCCGCGCUUUCCGCCUCCGCCUGGUCCGCUCCGCGCGGAUUCCUCCGCCGCGACGCCGCGGAUUUGCGCUGGCAGCAACCCCGCUGGUGGAACGCGCUGACUGCGCUGACCGCGCGUAUCCGCUUAUCCGCUUUCGCGCGGGAUCUGGCGGAAGGGGAAGCGGAGGAAUCUGAGCAGGAGUUGGGUGCGGUGAAGAUGGGUGAACCGUGGGAUUGGCGGAAGGAAUUCGAGGAGGAGGAGCUAGCUUCGCAGCAAGUCGCGGGGGGAUCCGCGCUGCUGGGGCUCGGAUUAGGCGGACUUACUGGCGCAAUUGGCGGAAGCGGCGGAAUCGGCGGAGCUAGCGGUCCCCCCGGGCGGAGAAAGUCGUCGUGGCGGGACUUGGCGGAAGCUUUGGCGGAGGCGUCGCGGAAGGUGCAGGAGGAGGUGCGGGAGUUCCGCAGCAGGGGCGGGGCGGCGGGGGAUUUCUUCCGCGUGGGCAGCUGGCUCGCGCUCGCGGGGGCGGGCGGCGGAGAGGCGGACGAAUGGGUGAAGCGCAUGGGAAGCCAGGCAGCAGUGGUGGCGCUGCUGAAAGCGUCUAUGGAGCUCAUCACUCGCACCGUCACCACUGCUCCCCCUGCUACAGCUGAUACAGCCGCUACAGCUGCUACAGAAACCGGUAGAGCGUCAGACACUCAUGCUACAGCACCUGGGACCGCUUCCGGGACCGUUCCUGCUACAACACACCUCACCCGCCGCAGGAGCAGCAGCAGCUGCAGCAGCAGCUACAGCAGCGGCGGCUGUAGCGAGGACGGGGAGGAGGAGUGGGAGGCGGAGGAGGAGGAGGGGGAGGGGGGCCGGGAGAUGGGGAGAGUGAGGGAGAUGGCGGGGGAGGGGGAAGGGCAGAGCAGAGCGGAGGGCGGGGAGACAGAGGGGCAGAGCAGGGCGGGCGGCAGGGGGGGCGGCAGAGAGGCCAAUGCGGGCGGCAGAGGGGCCGAUUCGGGCGGCAGUGAUGCGUCCACGUGGGUGCUAUUCAGCCUGGCGCGUCUAUGCGAGCCUCUAGAGAGUUUCAUGCGCUAUGAGUUGGCACAGCAGAAGGAGCGCGAAGGGAGGGAGCAGCAGGCUGGGGGGGGAGAGGCGGAUGGUGGGGGAAUGGACGGGUGGUUCUGGGGGAGGGCGUAUCCGGGGACGUUUGAGGCGCUGCUUACGAUGCUCACGCUGCUGCAUCGCUAUGCCAUCACUGCUGCUAUCCAGGACGUGCAGCUAUCCGCUAAAGCCUCUGGGCUGGACGACGGGCUACCCCACCCUCCUCAUGCCGCUCUCUCACCCACCGCCACGUCAGCAUCCCUGACGCCACGUGGCACAUCGGCAGCUGCCCACGUGGCAGGCGCCGCCAGGCUGGCGGACAGUGACAUGGCGCUGUUCCUGCUGCUGUUCCAGAUCAUCGGUGCCGUGCGCUUCUUCGCUCCCCCUGAGGCUGUUGGAUGCGCCGCCUUCUCAGUGUUGCUGGAAGACCAGUUGCGACACCUGUUUGACCACCUACUAAGAGCAGCCGACAUCGAUGACGUGUACCGUCACGCAGUGAGAGCGGGGCUGCGCGCCGAGUUCCUCUCGCACUUCGGGCAGCGCGCGGGCGGGCACCUGAACUUUCGCGUGCUGCCCGGCGAGCGCCGCUUCUGGGUGCAGCUGGUGGAGCGGCAGCUGCGGGCAGCUUUGGUUCGGGAGAAAAUUUUCGAGGAGUGGGGGGAGGGGGAGGGGGAGUGGGGAGGCGGGGGGGAGGGGGGAGGCGAGAGCUUGAAAGCUGAGCUGGCGGUUUUUGGAUUCUUUGUGGCUCUUGGGCGGGCGACACGGCUGUUCCUCCAAUCGGAGGGCGCCAGCGAGGCGGAUGAGGGGCUGGCAACAUUGCUGACUCUCUUCAAGUCUCGCCCCUCCCAGUCUCUUCAAGUCUCGCCCCUCCCAGUCUCUUCAAGUCGAGCCCCUCCCAGUCUCUUCAAGUCGAGCCCACUGUUUGGUAGCAAGCAGGGCCCUCGCUCGCUUCCCCUCUUCCGUUCUCCCCCCCUCCUAUCCCCCUUCCUGGUCUUUGAUCAAUCAUCUUCACCUUCCCAUGACUUUCUCUGUGCCCAAUCCCAUCCCUACCUCCUCCCCACCCGCCGUUCCCGUCUAAGGGCACAAUCACCUUGCUUUCCCUCAACUCUCCACCCAUCUCCCCCCUCCUUCCCCUCCUUCCCAUCCCCCCAUCUCCCCACCGCCCCCAGCCACUUCGAGGGCGCAAUCAUAUUCACCUUCCCCCAGCUGGACAACAUAUCCAUGUACCAGGGGCUCGUGGAGCUUCGUCUUCCCUCCUCCCUCUCCCCACCCUCCCCACCCCCUCAGGUCCUAAGGGAAGAGCUUGCUUGGUUGCCUUUCCUCCCCCCGCUCUCUUCCAAGCGCCACCCUCAUCUCGACCCCUCCUCCCUCUCCAUCCUUUUCAAGUUCUUACCUACCAUUCCUCCCCUUCUCUGUCCUCCAAUAUCCCACUCUCAGGUCCUGAGAGAAGAGCUCGCCUGGUUGCCGCUCCUCCCGCCCCUCUCCUCCAAGCGCCACCCUGACCUCGACCCCUCCUCCCUCUCGCCGCGCUCGGCGCAGCGGCAGCGGCACCGGCAGCGGAGGAGGCGGCGCAGACUGGUGGGUAAGGAGGUGUGCGGCAUGUGGGCGAGGGAUUGGGAGCGGCACUCGAGCUGGCUGCUGCAGCAGCCUGACUCGCGAGCUGCUGCUUUCAUGGCCCAGGGCAUGGUUCUUCUGGGGCUGUGCCUGGAGCCAUCAAGCAAGCACCAAGUGGCUGCAGAAGUACCAGGCGUGCUGGUCCCCUCUUCUGACUCUGAUUCUUCCAACGAGGCCGAGAGGCGGUUAGAGGGGUCGAGAGCGGUGGAGAUGGGCGAGAUGGAGGAGGUGGAGAGGGAGGCGAGGGAGAGGGAGGAGGCGCGGAGGCGGCUGGAGAAGGAACUGAGGGGGCUCAAGGUCAUGGAGAGGGAACUGAAGGCGCUGAACCAGGACUUUCUGUCUGUAGACGAGAUAGUGGAGAGGCUGAUGAGGGUGGUGGAAGCAGAGAGUGCUGGGCUUAGGGGAGAUGCUCCCUCUCACUCACACGCUCACUCCCACCCACACUCGCGUGCACACUCACACUCUCAUGCGCACACACACUCGCACUCACACUCACGUUCGGCUGCUGGGAAGGCAGUUGUGCUUGCGAGGGGUGGAGCGGACACAGCAGCAGCAAGAGAAGGGGCAGGGGAAGGAGCAGGGGAGAUGGUCGAGGGAGAGAGGUCAAAGGGAGAGGGAGAAGCAGGAGAGGGAGGAAGAGGGGGUGGAGAUGAAGGGAUUGGGGCAAGGUCGGGAGGAGGAGAUACAUCUGGGCCUACAGCAGCAGAGAAACACGCAGCACACUUGGUAGCAGCAGGGGCAGGUGGAGGCAAAGGGAAGGCAGCAGGGGCGGGGACGAGUGAGCGACUGGCGUUGGUGCGAGUGGAAUGGGAGAGGCUGGUGCGGGUGAGGGAGGAAAUUCGCGCUCUGGAGAGACGGCUGAAGAUGAAAGCAGCUGUUCAGGAAGAGAGGGUGCGACGGCAGCAGGAGGAGGUGGGGGAGAAGGUGAGCCGGCAGAGGAGGCAGGCAGCAGCACGUGAGAUGGAGGAGCGGAUGGAGCAGCAGCAGCAGCAGCAGCAGCAGCAGCAGCAGCAGCAGCAGCAGCAGCAGCAGCAGCAGCAGCAGCAGCAGCAGCAGCAGCAGCACAGCAGCACCACCACGGACACCACAGCCACUAUCGCCUCUAUAGUUGCACUGCCGCUCCCGUCGCCACUGAUACUGCCCCUGCCGCCCCUGCCGCCCGCACCGGCCGCAGUUUUUUUCUUCCAGCUGCCCGGGCAGGCUGCCCGGGAAGAUUCGUCGCUUCUUUCCAGAAUUGAGGGAGAGGAGGUGGAUGGGGAGGAGGAGAGGGGGGACGGUAGCAGAAGUAGGGGAGGGAGCACAGAGCCGAGAGGAGUAGCGGGGAGAAGGGGGGAGAUGGAAGAGAUGGAGAGGGAUAUGAGUGUGUCAGUGGGAGGUGGUGGUGCUGACAGGGCAGGUGAUGGAAAGGAAGCCAGGGGAGGUGUGGGAGUAUGGGGAGGAGCAGCAAUCCUGGCUGCUGGAGCAACAGGAGGAGCAAGAGGAUGGGGAGGAGAUGCGCAGGGGAGGCGAAUGGAGGAGUAUAAUGAUGAUGACUUCUCUCCCUUCCAGUCAUGCACGCCCACAUCAGCGCCAGCAACGGCUGCUGCUGGUGGCGGUGGUGGUGCUAGUGCUGCUGCCGCAAAGGGAGGACCGGGAGGCCGGGGAGAGGAGGAGAGGAGGAGUGAAGCAGAGAGUGCCAACAGCUCGUGGGCGUUCAGAGAGGAGUUCUUUGACGGGAGUGCAUGGACAGGUGCGGCAGACGCAGAUGCAGGGGCGGGGUAUGGGUAUGGGGCUGGGGCUGGGGAUGGGAGGCAUGCGGCAGCGAGCAUGGGAGGGCUGGGAGCAGAGGCGAGUAGGCUGCAGCAGCUGAAGGUGCAGCUGAGGGAGCUCGAGGCACGGCUGCUGCAGCGAGGUGCUGACGUCGGUGCCGGUGCUGGUGCUGGUGCUGGUAGGGAGGGGGGAACUGGUGCUGGUGCUGGUCGGGAUGGCAAGGUGGGAAGGGAAGGAAAUGUGGGUGGCAGUGGUCCUGCUGCUCCUGGUGCUGCGGGUGCUGCUGCUGCUGCUGGCACGUCAGCAGCAGCAUCUCCCUCCAUGGAGCGUGAGGCGCCCACGCAAACGUCCCCUCCCAAGGCACCGUCCAUCUUCCACCGCCUCUUUCACUCCUCCUCCUGGACCCUCCCCUCCUCCGCCUCCUCCUCCGCUGCUGCUGCUGGGGAUGGUUCUGCUGCUGCUGCUGCUGCUGCUGCUGCUGGUGUUGCUCCCGCUGGUGCUGCUGGUGGUUCUACUGCUGCUGCCGCUCCUGGUGACACAUGGAGUGUGGGAGGGGGGAGGGGAGGGCCGGACGGCAGCAGCAGUGGGGGCCUGGACGAGUGGGAGGGGAGUGAUGUGACGAGCCGGGCGGGGGAGGGGGAGAGGCAGGAGAAGAGCGUGAUUGACCAGUCUCUGGAGCACAUUCGAGAAGGCGGUGCGGACGCAUGGAGAGGCACGCAGCUGCUGAGCACAGACGUGGCAGUGGCAAUGAAGAUGCUGCAGCGGGCAGCACUCGGGCAGCCCCUGACUGACCGGGAGGCCAAAGUUUUGAAGCGCACGCUGACUGACGUGGCAUCGGUGAUCCCCAUCGGCGUCCUCAUGCUCAUCCCGAUGACGCCUGUGGGGCACGCAGCAGUCCUAGCAGCCAUUCAGAGAUACGCCCCGCACCUUUUUCCCAGCUCAUACAACGAGGAUCGCCUCGAUGCAGCCCGCCGCCUGGAGCAG